This is a messenger RNA of Kogia breviceps (pygmy sperm whale), 2589 nucleotides long. Lineage: Eukaryota; Metazoa; Chordata; Mammalia; Artiodactyla; Physeteridae. The record is from RefSeq and is a predicted model, not a curated record.
GGCCGUGCGCAUGCGCGGAGGAGGCCCGGAGGGGCUGAGACAACCCAAUUGCGAAAGCUCUGGGAACUCCGGGGCUCAGCCGGCGAGCCCCGGGGGUCCGAGGAGAAGGAAUGUGGGGUGGAAAUGGUCGCCCUGGGGCGAGACAAGCCUGAGACUAGACUGAGAGUUGCAGAACAGAGAGAGACUCCCUACUGGCAGACCGGAGACCUCGGUUUUGGUCUCGCUGGAUGACCUGAGGCAAUAACUGUCCCUAUUGAAGACCCCAGCAGGGCUGCAGCCAGAACUGAGGCGCUAGCCGGCAUGUAAAGCUGGUCAUGCAUCUACGCUGCUUGAUACAUUUCAAGCCCAGUAACAGAAGAGCCUUCCUGAGAUUGCUGUCACCAUACUUGCCUGUCACCUUUGCAAGGGCUGAUGCUCCAGAGACCUCAGGGACUUCUUUCAGGACUCACAGAAACCUACACCCUGGUGAUGGCACACAGGGACUGUUUUCUUGUUCUAAGUCUAAAUGAUUGCCAAGAAGGAAGGCAAAGGUAGAACAGUCAGAUCUAGGGCUCUCCUCGGAGCUUCUAAUUUCAGACCUUAUUAAACUCCUUUCUGAGCCCAAGGACAGAGUUCACUUGAACAAAUGAUUUUGAGUCAUGAAUGAAAACUCUUGCUCUUUCCAAGAUGAGAAAGAAUUAAGAGAUGGACAGGUUGAAAGUGUGUCUGCUGGGUACCCUCCACCAUGUGACAAGGACAACAGUGCUCUUCUGGCUUUCAGGGGAAUUCCUCUGCCCCUACAGAUCUCAGAGUUGAAGAACCACGGCAUCCUCCGGGCCCUGACGGCAGAAGCGAAUGGCUGGGAGCCGGCUGUUAUGAAUACAGAGGUGCUCCGAGCCCAAGAAGAAUGGGAAGCCGUGGACAGUAUCCAGCCAGAGACAGGGAGCCGGGCCAGCCCAGACCAUCCCGGGCAGCUAAUCUCUUUCAGUGAGGCCCUCCAGCAUUUCCAGACCGUGGACCUCUCUUCCUUCAAGAAAAGAAUCCAGCCAACGAUCCGAAGGACCGGGCUUGCUGCCCUCCGGCACUGGCUCUUCGGACCUCCAAAGCUCCACCAGGGCCUCCGUGAAGAAAGGGACUUGGUCCUGACCAUCGCUCAGUGUGGCCUGGAUAGCCAAGACCCAAUGCAUGGCCGAGUCCUCCAGACCAUCUAUAAGAAGCUGACCGGCUCCAAGUUUGACUGUGCCCUCCACGGAGACCACUGGGAAGAUCUGGGCUUUCAGGGAACAAAUCCAGCCACAGACUUGAGAGGAGCAGGCUUCCUUGCCCUCCUGCAUCUCCUGUACCUGGUGAUGGACUCAAAGACUUUGCUGAUGGCCCAGGAGAUUUUCCGCCUGUCUCGUCACCAUAUCCAGCAAUUCCCCUUCUGUGUGAUGUCCGUGAACGUCACCCGCAUCACCCUCCAGGCCCUAAGGGAGGAAUGUCUCUCCAGGGAGUGUAACCGGCAGCACAAGGUGAUCCCGGUGGUGAACAGCUUCUACGCGGCCGCUUUCCUCCGCCUUGCGCACGUCUGGAGGACGCAGCACAAGACCAUCUCUGACGCGGGCUUUGUCCUCAGAGGUCCUCUGGGGUGUGCACUCCACAGCCCCCACAGGCCUCCUGCUCCCCGAUCCUCUCUGUUCCAGACUUGGAGGCGUUGGCCAAGAAGAGCCCCAGACGGCUGCUCAAGACCCUGGAGGUCUACUUGGCUGGAGUGUCAAAGGGACAGGCCUCCCUGUUGGGGGCACGGAAGUGUGCUGGGCCACCAGCCCCUCCCUGCAAGGAUCUCACUUUCACAGGAGUGUGUGACCUGCCACCACACUCCUCUGAGGGCACGUGGCUGAUCUGACCAACCCCAGUGAGCGGCCGCCGGAUCAAAAGCCUCGAAGGGGCUUUCGGAGGGGCACCCUGGCACCCCUCUGCCCCUUGCGGCCCUAGCAGAAGGGAUGUAGGAAGCCUGUUGGGGGAGCCAAGGACCCUCACCUGCAGGAGACUUUAGGGGCUGUUAAAUUUGACCCACUCCCUGCAGACCUGCCUCCAGAGCAAGGAAAACUUUGCCGUAAUCUUAGUUGGGCUACAGCUUCCAGAGUUGGGUUCCAGGUAAUUUCAGUGACAGAUCAUGCGGUGGGAGACCCCAUCUGGCUGUUCCACACAGCCCUACACCAAAGGUAUUCCCAAGGAGAGGUGCUGGAUUCUGACUCCCAGGCCUCAGGGGUCCACAGGACAGGGACCAGACGUGGGCUGAGUAGUUAGAAUGUGAAGGGAGAUGGUAGUGGUGGCAGCAGCUGACGGGGCAGCAUGAACCAGAGAGUGCACGUGGGCGGGCCUGCCUCUCCAUCCCCUGGGGCCUCCGGCCUUGCACCUACCCACCCUCACCUCUCCCCAUCCCUCCUCCCCACUGCUUGUGACACAGAACCAGGCCCUGGGCUAGGUGUCUGCUGCCACCCAUUCUAACCACCCACCAGCUGGGCUACCCCAGUGGAGGCUGUGCAGGUCCCACCAGGGAUGGUUCUCUGGCCUGGGCAAAGGAAGGAGGAAAUUCACGUACCAGCGGUUUUUAAAUAAAAGAAUUCU